Messenger RNA from Helianthus annuus (common sunflower), 543 nucleotides. Its product is annotated as TMV resistance protein N-like. NCBI's taxonomy places the organism in Eukaryota, Viridiplantae, Streptophyta, Magnoliopsida, Asterales, Asteraceae. The record is from RefSeq and is a predicted model, not a curated record. The transcript has a single exon. Gene Ontology annotation, biological process: signal transduction. Bases 1 to 543 code for a protein of 180 amino acids.
AUGCGUCGGGCUGACUCCUCCUACCCACUUCAUCUUCCCCACCACCACCAUCUUCACAUGUCAGACGGAAAUAUGAUGGCAUCAUCUUCACAAUAUGCUCACAGAUGGAAAUAUGAUGUCUUUGUGAGUUUCAGAGGUGAAGAUAUCUGUAAAACAUUUAUUGAUCAUCUGUUUAGUGAUUUCAGAAGGAAAGGGAUCUAUCCAUUCAGAGAUGAUAAGAAGUUAAAGAGGGGAGAAGAGAUAGCACCAGAACUCUAUAGAGCCAUCGAACAGUCAAGGUUUUUGAUAGUCAUAUUCUCAAAUGACUAUCCCUCAUCUACAUGGUGUAUGAGGGAGCUUGUGAAGAUCCUUGAAUGCAAAAAGGGAGAUGAUGAAUACGAAGUUCGGGUACUGUUUUACAAUGUCACCUCUAGAAAUGCAUCUGCCACUCCCAUUAAUACAAACCGAGGAAGGAUAACAAAGAUUGACAAAGGCACUAAUGUCAUCCAUUUUUUACAUUCAAUUGGCGUAUUCAUUGUUCAGUUCUCCGGCAACGUCAAGUGA